Messenger RNA from Pteropus alecto (black flying fox), 1004 nucleotides. It is a transcript of the gene HRAS, whose product is annotated as HRas proto-oncogene, GTPase. NCBI's taxonomy places the organism in Eukaryota, Metazoa, Chordata, Mammalia, Chiroptera, Pteropodidae. Gene Ontology annotation, biological process: cellular senescence; Ras protein signal transduction. The record is from RefSeq and is a predicted model, not a curated record. Gene Ontology annotation, cellular component: plasma membrane. The transcript has 6 exons. Gene Ontology annotation, molecular function: GDP binding; GTP binding; GTPase activity. The coding region runs from base 4 to 648 and encodes 214 amino acids.
CUGAUGCAGCUUCCUCUGCAGGUGGGACAGGAGACCACCACAGUGCCUCGCGCUGCGGUCCCUCGAGGAGCGAUGACGGAGUAUAAGCUCGUGGUGGUGGGCGCUGGAGGCGUGGGGAAGAGUGCCCUGACCAUCCAGCUCAUCCAGAACCACUUCGUGGACGAAUACGACCCCACCAUCGAGGACUCCUACCGGAAGCAAGUGGUCAUUGACGGGGAGACGUGUCUGCUGGACAUUCUGGACACGGCCGGCCAGGAGGAGUACAGCGCCAUGCGGGACCAGUACAUGCGCACCGGGGAGGGCUUCCUCUGCGUGUUUGCCAUCAACAACACCAAGUCCUUCGAGGACAUCCACCAGUACAGGGAGCAGAUCAAGCGGGUGAAGGACUCGGACGACGUGCCCAUGGUGCUGGUAGGAAACAAGUGCGACCUGGCCGCACGCACCGUGGAGUCUCGGCAGGCGCAAGACCUGGCCCGCAGCUACGGCAUCCCCUACAUCGAGACCUCGGCCAAGACGCGCCAGGGCAGCCGCUCUGGCUCUGGCUCCAGCUCCGGGACCCCCGGGACCCAGCGGCCCCUCGCGCUGGCGUGGAGGACGCCUUCUACACGCUGGUGCGCGAGAUUCGGCAGCACAAGGUGCGCAAGCUGAGCCCGCCGGACGAGGGCGGCCCCGGCUGCCUGAGCUGCAGGUGCCUGCUCUCCUGACGCCGCCUUGCCCCCCGAGGGCCCUCCUGCUCCUCCGCCAGCCGCACAGGCCCGGGCCUGGAGGGGCCGGAUGCUGGGAGGAGGUGCAGACGGAGCAAGGAGGGGGAAGGAAGGAAAUGCCGCCGGAGCCCGGCCAGCCCAGGGUCAGUGGACAGAGUGACCGCAGACCUCCCAGGACGCUGUGCACAGACUGUCGCGGACUGAUGCCACCGGCACCGCAACCCGGCUAUUCCACCUCCCAGCCCCAUCCUGGCCCGUCGGGCACAGGUUCAGUUGCAGUAAAUUAUUUGAUGGUCUUGA